Molecule: messenger RNA, 3315 nt
Organism: Mercurialis annua (annual mercury)
Lineage: Eukaryota; Viridiplantae; Streptophyta; Magnoliopsida; Malpighiales; Euphorbiaceae
Product: putative leucine-rich repeat receptor-like serine/threonine-protein kinase At2g19230
Exons: 14
Coding region: 604-3291 (895 amino acids)
Biological process (GO): protein phosphorylation
Molecular function (GO): protein kinase activity; ATP binding; protein binding
Source: RefSeq, a predicted model, not a curated record
GGAAUUUCCAAACAGACCCGUUAUCUCAAACAUAGAUCAGUCUCAAUUUCUUCUUCAUCAUCCAUCUUUUUUCUGGUAAUGUUCCUUUAGUAAAUUCAACGCUCAGCUCAUGCGUUUGCCCCAACGCGCCUCUCCCAACGACUAUAACCGCCUCCUACUGCUACUCGCCUCUCUGUGACUCUCCUCCUCCGCCACCAGAUAUGAUGUAUACCUAUCCUCCUCCUCCUCCGCUGCCGUUCUAUUUUCCCAUUUAUAGUCCGGUGCAUGUUCCAUACAUUGUCCCGGUCCAAGGUCCAAAUCAGCCUCCUCAUGACCACUACUAUCAUUAUCAUUAUCAUCAUCAUCAUAACCCUAAUCACCAUCGCCGCCGCCACCAGCGUCAUAAUCAGCAGAAGUAUGUGCCAGUGAGGAAUCAUAAUAACAAUAGUCAUUAUCUGUCAGUUCGGUAAUUAUAGUCAAAAUCAUCAUUAUGUAAAGAAGCGCAAGGAGAUGAAGUGGUAGAGUUCACAGCAUUUGAUCAUGUGAAUAAAAAUGAUUUGAACGGCUCUCCGAUGAGGCUAUGCAGAAACUUUUAAAUCAGGAAGGAACUGGGAAUACUAAAGCAUGUUCGGUCGGCCAGUGCUGGUGUUGGUUGUAAGCAAGUUACUAUGGCUAACUUCUCUUAUUCAUCCACUAUCUGCCACUUCUAACAACAUAACAAAUGAUGAGUUUGGCAUUAAAAAGCUUGCCAAUGCCAACGUCAACCCAGGUUUCAUAAGCAUUGAUUGUGGGGUGGAUCAAGAUUACACAGACAAACAAACGGGAAUAUUUUACAAGACCGACAAAGAAUUCACAAGCACCGGAGAAAACCGAGACAUAUCCCCCGACUACGAUGAAGUACUUCCUUAUUCUGAACGACAAUUGAAAAAUGUAAGAUAUUUUUCAAAAGGAAGAAAAAACUGUUACGCUCUACGACCUAAUCGAGGAAAAAAUCACAAUUAUCUUAUCAGAGUACUAUUCAAGUACGGAAAUUACGAUGCGAAGAAUCUAUUUCCGAAGUUUGAUCUGUAUUUGGGUGUUAAUUAUUGGAUGCCAGUGCAAGUUCCGGAAAAUGCAUCAGCUCCAGGAAUGUUUCAGAUCAUUCAUUUUUCUUUAACUGAUAUUAUAUAUAUGUGCCUCGUUAAUACUGGUUCUGGAGUACCCUUCAUUUCAUCAUUAGAAGUGCGGCUUUUGAACUAUUCUGUAUAUACAAAUGAGUCCAGAGCCUUGGUAGUUCUUGUGAUGUCUGACUUGGGGAAAUCACUCAGUUUGGUCAGGUACAAAGAUGAUGUGUAUGACCGUGCCUGGAAUACUGAGACCCCUAUGUUUUGCAAAUCAAUAAACACAACAGCAGAAGUUGAUAAUGAGGAGAGGAAUGAUCCCUUUAGAUUACCGAGUGAAGUAUGGAGAAGUGCAGCUCAACCACGUAGUCCCCUCAGAAUUCUGAAUUUCCGCAAAGCUGACAUAGCCAACCGUGAAUACUAUAUAUGUUUUCACUUUGCAGAAAUAAUGCAAAAUCCGCAGGGCCAGAUACGAGAAUUUACCAUCAUUUUGAAUGGAGAAUAUUUUGGACCUAUUAAACUUGAAUACUUGAAACCAAUCAGCAUGUGCACUCGUACAUUUCCAUUUCAGCAGUCUUUUCAAUAUUCUAUCAAUGCAACAGUGCGAUCUCAUCUUCCACCAAUUCUUAAUGCCUUGGAGAUUUAUGGCGUAAUGCCGCUUCCUGAUUUACCGACUUACUUAGCAGAUGUUGAAGCAAUCAAGGCCAUUAUGCUAUCAUACAAUAUAAAUAGAGAUGAAUGGCAAGGUGACCCAUGUAUGCCAAGAGAUCUUCUUUGGAAUCGUUUGAACUGUAGCUAUGACACUAAUCCUCCAAGGAUUAUCUCUCUGGAUCUCAGUUCAAGUGGAUUGACAGGCAACAUUUCUUCAUCAUUCUCCACCCUCGAAGCUCUUCGGUCCUUAAAUUUAUCUUCCAAUGGCUUGAUAGGAACUGUACCUGAAUUCUUAGCUCGUCUGCCAAAUUUAACUACUCUAAAUUUAAGUGGAAACAAGCUCACAGGUUCACUUCCCCAGUCUCUGGUUGAAAAAUCCAACAACGGAAAUUUGCAGCUAAGCUUAGGUGGAAAUCCAAGUUUAUGCCUGAAAGAAAAUUCCUGUCAGAAAAGAAAGCAGAACUUUCUGCUUCCAGUUAUCGUAUCAGUUACAGGUAUUUUGGUGCUUCUCGUGUUUGGUAGUAUGGCUAUCUUCUGCAGAAUGAAAUGGCCCUUCGCAAGACCACACUCAACGAACAACGAAGGUUCAUCAGUAAUAUCAAGGAAUCGUUGCUUUAGUUACUCCGAUAUUGUUAGUAUCACUGAUAAUUUUAGAACCAUGAUUGGAGAAGGAGGAUUCGGAAAAGUUUACUUUGGGACUUUAAAGGAUAGCACUACUCAAGUUGCAGUUAAGUUGCUAUCUCAAAAUUCAAGACAAGGUCAUAAGGAAUUUCAAGCUGAGGCACAGCUUUUGAUGAUUGUUCAUCACAAGAACUUAGUUUCUCUAAUUGGGUAUUGUGAUGACCGUACCAAUAAGGCCCUGAUUUAUGAGUACAUGUCUAACGGAAACUUGCGAGAGCAUUUAUCAGAUACAAGUGGAACUAUUUUGAAUUGGAAUGAGAGACUUCAGAUUGCAGUAGAUGCAGCACAUGGAUUGGAGUAUCUUCACAACGGUUGCAAACCGCCUAUAAUUCACAGAGAUUUCAAGACUACAAACAUUUUACUUAAUGAAAAACUGCAAGCAAAGAUCUCUGAUUUUGGACUAUCAAGAGCUUUCGCAAAUGAAAGUAAUUCGCACGUAACAACUCGACCGGCCGGCACAUUUGGUUACCUGGAUCCUCAGGCUCAAGUUUCGGGGAGCUUUAACAAGAAAAGCGAUGUGUACAGCUUUGGGAUUGUACUACUAGAGCUAGUAACAGGUCAGCCUGCAAUAAAAAGAGACUUGUCGGGAAAUAUCAAUCGCAUACAACACUCUGUUACUCCAAUGAUUGAAAGAGGUGAUAUCAGAAGUGUUGUUGAUCCAAGGCUACAAGGCGGAUAUGAAAACAAUUCUGCUUGGAAAAUAGUCGAAAUAGCCUUGUCCUGUGUUCUUGAUUCUGCAAUACUAAGACCAGACAUGAGUUCUGUAUUGGUUGAUCUUAAAGAAUGUUUAGCUAUAGCGAUGCCUGUCGUAAGAUCAAAUAAUUCACUUCAAAAUAGAUCUUAUGAUAUUGACUCGGAUAUGGUUCCUAGUCCGAGGUAGUAGGGUUUUUUUUUUUUUUUUUGA